GGGAGUGCGGGCGAGCGGUGACAGGUGCGCGGACAGGCGUGCGAGACCGAGAGCGGCGGCGGCGGCGGCGGCGGUUGUUGCAGAGGCCUGAGGAAAGGAGACGCGGCGGCGGCGAUGCUGGAGACUCUACGCGAGCGGCUGCUGAGCGUGCAGCAGGAUUUCACCUCCGGGCUGAAGACUUUAAGUGACAAAUCAAGAGAAACAAAAGUAAAAAGCAAACCCAGGACUGUUUCCUAUUUGCCCAAGUACUCUGCUGGACUAGAAUUACUUAGCAGGUAUGAAGAUACAUGGGCUGCACUUCACAAAAGAGCCAAAGAAUGUGCAAAUGCAGGAGAGCUGGUGGACAGUGAGGUGGUCAUGCUCUCUGCCCACUGGGAGAAAAAGAAGACCAGCUUAACUGAGCUGCAGGAACAGCUCCAGCAGCUUCCAGGUUUGAUAGCAGACUUAGAAUCCAUGGUGGCUAACCUGGCUCAUUUAGAGGCUAGUUUCGAGGAGAUCGAAAACCACCUGCUCUAUCUGGAGGACUUGUGUGGACAAUGUGAGCUAGAAAGGCACAGGCAUGCCCAGUCCCAGCACCUGGAGAAUUACAAGAAGAGUAAGAGGAAGGAACUUGAAGCCUUCAAAGCUGAACUAGAUGCAGAGCACACACAGAAGGUCCUGGAGAUGGAGCACACCCAGCAAAUGAAGCUGAAAGAGCGGCAGAAGUUCUUUGAGGAGGCUUUCCAGCAGGACAUGGAACAGUACCUUUCCACAGGCUACCUGCAGAUUGCAGAGCGGCGAGAGCCCAUGGGAAGCAUGUCAUCCAUGGAGGUGAACGUGGACAUGUUGGAGCAGAUGGAUCUGAUGGACAUCUCGGACCAGGAGGCCCUAGAUGUCUUCUUGAAUUCAGGUGGAGAAGAUAACGCUGCGCUGUCCCCUGGAUUAGGACCUGAACCCAACCCCUGUCAGAAUGACAUUACUCUUCAGGUUCCAAAUCCCUUAGAAUUCCCACCCCAGCCACCUUCCUCGCCCUCUGCCUGCACCGACUUGGUUCCCCUGGGCCCUGGUGAAGGUGAGGAUUGCCCCCUUGUGCAGUCUGACGAGGAGGAGGUCCAGGUGGACACUGCCCUGGUCACUCUACACACUGACAGAAAGGCCACCCCAGAUGUCAGUGAUGACAGUGACUCUACUCAGGACAUUUGAAUGAAGUGUUGACUGUAAGCAGAAUCCACCUGAAAAGUCAGGAUGUUGUUGAACCAAGGUUCUUGAUUUUAUACAACUGCCAAUAGUAUGUGAGAAACCAAGAGAAGAGCUAACAAUAAAGCUUUGAGGACUUUAAAUGGAGCAUGUCGCUAGUUUGUACAGAAAGGGUUCUCCUUAUUCCUAUCCACAAGGCCAGUGAGGAAGGGAACUUGGAUACUGAUGGCACCGUUGGGUACUGCAGGAGGGCAGGCAGGACUAGAAGUCAGUCCCAUCGGGCUCAGUCCCGAGCCUUUUAUAGGCAGAAAGCUGUACUUUAACAUACAACUGACUGUAGCCAAACUUGUUCUGACAAAGCUCAGGUUUUCAUCUGAUCAUUACCACCAACAGGCCAGCUCUUGCUUUAACACACACCUGGGACCAAAGGAACAGAAACUUGAACCAAAAGCAACAGUUCUUUGGGCUCCCCCCACCACCCCUCAAAGCCCUGUGCUUAGAACACCACAGAGGGGCCA
Messenger RNA from Castor canadensis (American beaver), 1694 nucleotides. It is a transcript of the gene Dtnbp1, whose product is annotated as dystrobrevin binding protein 1. Gene Ontology annotation, biological process: negative regulation of protein kinase activity; neuron projection development; anterograde synaptic vesicle transport. Gene Ontology annotation, cellular component: neuron projection; BLOC-1 complex; synaptic vesicle membrane. The record is from RefSeq and is a predicted model, not a curated record. NCBI's taxonomy places the organism in Eukaryota, Metazoa, Chordata, Mammalia, Rodentia, Castoridae.